UGACCGCAAAAAAUAACCCCGGCGAUAAGUUCACAGAUUUAAUUUCUGCCAUAUUCGCGACUGUCCAUCUCUGAGCUUUUAUCUUGUAGCACGAAUCUGAGGAGUGAGAGCACUGUUUUGAACAGCGAUAUAAACAGAUUAGUUAGCUAGCCGACUUUAUUAAAGAGACAGAUGUCCCGAUGAAUUGUGCAUAAAGUUGCGACUGCGUAUUUUCCCGAGGACACAGCUGCUCUCGGUUGCCUGCAUUUAAGGGAGUUUCCCAGGACAGAAGACCAGAAGCCCAAACAUUCUCGCUGAAGUGAAGGACAUAAGGAUGGCCAAGCUGUCUUUCAGGAGCGGGUUGAUUGGCUAGUUUAAUUGUUUCACCAACAGAUCCAUCGUGCACCAGCCCAUCGGUGUCGGUACACGUUAGACACCCACAGACACUCGUACAGAAGAAGGCUCCUGCUCUUGCAUUUAGAUACCCACAGCAGAGCACAAACACCCCUGCAAAACCAGAAGGGUCAAGCGCCCAGCUCUCAACCCGGCUCACUGUUAGCUGACACCGCUGCACCGCCACCGAGGCCCAGGAGCGGCGGGAUUCGGCAGCAUGGCAAGUGUGCGCCCGUAUGGCCAUUUCACCCAUGCAGUGGUCCGAGGCAUUCCGGAGUCCUUCGGGAGGAAGGCGGAGGGGGGCGAGACAGACGGGGAGUGCGAGACAGACCUUGCCAAGGCGCAGCGGCAGUUCGGGGUGCUGACGGGGGCGCUGAGGCAGAAGGUGGGGCUCCAGCUGAUCGAGAUCCCCCCUGACCCCAAUCUCCCGGAGAGCUGGAGGAUCGAGGACGUGGCCGUCAUCCAGGGCGACACGGCACUCAUCACGCGGCCGUGGAAACAGCAGCGGCGCAGUGAGGCUGAGGCGUUGAGGCGGGUGCUGUCCGAGCUCAAUCUGACUGUAGUGGAGAUGGGGGGUGAAGAGGGGGGCUCAGGAGGGGCGACUUUGGAGGGCAGCGACGUUCUGUUCACGGGGAAGGAGUUCUUUGUUGGCAUCUCCUCCCACACCAACCACAGGGGAGCCGAAGUUCUGGCUGACACAUUCAGGGACUUUGCCGUGUCCACCGUGCCAGUGUGUGGCGGUGCCCGUCUGAAGAACGUGUGCUCCAUGGGGGGUCCCAACACCAUCGUCAUCGGCAACAGCGAGGGAGCCAAGAAAACUCUGAGGACGAUGGAGCAGCUGACGGACCAUCAUUACGAGGUCCUCACGGUCCCUGAGGACAUGGCCGCCAACUGCAUCUACGUCAGGGGUGCCUCCAAGAUGGACUUCCUCCUCCACAGGCCCACAGAGGAGUGUCCCAACAGCGCCCCCGCCUUCCAGAAACUGACGGACUACACCCUCCUCCCCACAGCCUGCAGUGAGGCCUUCAAGCUUGGGGGGGUGCUCUCCUCUUUUUGCCUGCUCAUCAACCGCAAGCUCCAGAUUUAGACACACCUCCUCUGAGCUGUAAUCCUCCCUCCCAGCCAAUCAGAAGGGCUGGUUCUGAGUGUAUUACGACAUUGUAGCUUCUCAACCCUGGUCCUAGUGGGCCUUCAGUAUCUGCAGUUUUUACUCCGCAAAAAAAAAAAAAAAGCUUAACUACCAGUUUCUGAUGAUCGGGGCCCUAACCAAACCAUUUUAACAUCCAUCCCCUGUUUUAAGCUGCAUUUUGUCCCUGGAUUUUGUCCCAGAAGGACCAGAGUUGAGCACCAAAGGUAUUCCAGGGGCCGGGGCUGGUGGGAGGGGUUUACAGGAUAGUGCUCUGCAGAUUCUGCGCAGACGAGGCAGCAGCCCGGACAGCAUGAGCAGAAUCUGCACAGCCCGAUCCGGUUGGUCAGACCCAGUGUGUGUUUGGUGAUGGGUGAUUCUGGAUGUUUUUUUUUGAGGGGGAGAUUGUCGGUUUUUCUGAAUUUUGGAGUACAUUUAUUGUUUUGUGUCUCCUUUGACAGGCACUGACAGGCAUAAUCUGUCCUGGUAAAUGAAGAGAAAUUCUUUUUUUUUUUUCCCCUGGUAUUCAAACACACAGGAUGUGAAGCUGAGUGAGUAAAUGCAAAUGACCUGAACCCUCAGUUUCAGGUUGCACAUUUGAUCCGAGUUACAUAAUGUGAAGAGUACAGGAAAACCACUUUUACGAUUUUGUGUUGUAUAAUUUCAGUGAUGUAUUUUAGAGGAUCAAAAAAUGUCCAUUUCCGACACACAAAAAUGUGAAUCCCGUGUUCUGGCUUUUGGUGCUAUCGGCACCCAAAUUCACACGCCCGUUUUCAGUAAAGUCAGUGUGGUCUUGAAUAUCUAAGGGUAAGAGACAAGAUAAAGGACAUCCAUGUGCCACAAAUGGAGCUUGAAGAGAGCUGUGGUCGUGUGUACAGACAAGCUUAAAAAGGCUAAAAGGCCCAUGUAAUAGUCUUCCUGCUCCUUGGUUUGGCAGCGUGGGGAGUUUAGCUUUAAGGGUGAAGCUUUUACUCGUGGGUUGAUUGUUGUAUCCUCAAGCAAGGCACUUCCCCCUCAUUACUUCAGUUAGACAGCUGUGUGAAGAGAUAUAAAAUACACUCAAAGCUGAGGGCGUUUGCUUUAACAGCCAGGAGGGGGUCAAGUCCAACCACACGAAUCCACACUUCACACCUUUUGUGUAAGAUUUUUUCCAGCUGCUGGUUUUGUA
Molecule: messenger RNA, 2666 nt
Organism: Megalops cyprinoides (Indo-Pacific tarpon)
Lineage: Eukaryota; Metazoa; Chordata; Actinopteri; Elopiformes; Megalopidae
Gene: ddah2
Product: dimethylarginine dimethylaminohydrolase 2
Exons: 6
Coding region: 590-1459 (289 amino acids)
Biological process (GO): arginine metabolic process; positive regulation of nitric oxide biosynthetic process
Molecular function (GO): dimethylargininase activity; amino acid binding
Source: RefSeq, a predicted model, not a curated record